UGCCUGCCAUCCCAGGACGGGACGGACCUCCUUGUUUCUUUCCUCGCCACCCCGCGCUGCCCGUCCAUCCAUCGCCGAUCCGUCCAUGACCUCACCUCCCACUGCUCCUCCCACAUCUCACUAACCCAUCGGCGUCGCCUUGGCUGCCUGUGUGUAUUUAUAGGCGCGCGCCCACGUACGCGGCCUGCCAGUGCCAGGAGCAGACCGCGCGCGCGCCCCGUCGACCGCCAUGGCCGUGGACCUGCAGCGCCUGCGCCACAUGCUGCUCGCCACCGGCGGCGGCCACCACCAGCUCGCCAACCGGCCGGGCGCCUCCGCGGCUGCCAUGCCUGCGAGCGGGCCUUGCUACGGCGCCGCGGUGACGGGCCAGCCGUACGCGGACCUCUUCACGCCGCCGCCGACGAUGUCGGCCGCGGACCAGUACUCGGAGCUGUUGGCGCUGGCCGCGGUUGAUCUGGCGAGGAAGGGCGACGGCGCCCAGGAAAUGACCUCCGGCAACAAGCGGAGGCGCGUCGACGAGGGGUCCUCGUCGGUGCUCGGCGAAGUUCUUGCGGCCCACGCGCAACAGCAGGCCGUCGCCGUCGACCACAUCCUGCACAGACAUGCGAGAAAGAUGUGGGCUGCUCUGGCGGAGCAGAGGCGGAGCCACCUGCGGCUCAUCGUCUCCACCGUGGAGGCCAGGGCGGCGAAGCGGCUCAAGGCCAAGGACGACGAGGUCGAGCGGGUCCGGGGCAUGAACUGGGCGCUGGAGGAGCGCCUCAGGAGCCUCUACAUGGAGGCUCAGAUGUGGCGCGACGUCGCGCAGUCCCACGACACCGCCGCCAACGUGCUCCGCGCCGACCUGCAGCGGGUGCUCGACGCGCAGGCGGUCCGCGGCGGCGGCGGCGGCGGCGACGGCGACGGUCAGGACGACGCCGAGUCGUGCUGCUGGGGGGAGAACCAGGUGCCCAUCUGCGCGGAGGAGGAGGCCGAGGUGGGCACGCCGGCCCCGACAGGAGGAGUCGGAAGGUGCAAGGGGUGCGGCGACGGCGCGGCCGCGGUGCUGCUGCUGCCGUGCCGGCACCUCUCCGUGUGCGCGCCGUGCGCGGCCUCGGCGCAGGCGUGCCCGUCGUGCGGAUGCGCCAAGAACGGCAGCGUCUGCGUCAACUUUUCGUGAUGCGGGAGGAAUAGUUUUAGAGUAGGGUCGACUUUUCUUAGCUUUAUUUUCUUCAUCCUUUUUUUCUGUUCCCCUUCUUUUGUUCAGUUAGCUUUUUGCUCAAACUGUUGGAUCAGUUGUUCAACAAGAAGAAAAACACAGUCCCUAGUAUUGCAUAUCAA
Molecule: messenger RNA, 1317 nt
Organism: Triticum urartu
Lineage: Eukaryota; Viridiplantae; Streptophyta; Magnoliopsida; Poales; Poaceae
Product: putative BOI-related E3 ubiquitin-protein ligase 3
Biological process (GO): regulation of programmed cell death
Molecular function (GO): ubiquitin-protein transferase activity
Source: RefSeq, a predicted model, not a curated record